AUGAGUUCUCAUAGAGAAAGCCUAGAGAUUGCCUUCUUGACUGUGCUUUUGUUUGGAGUACUGGGGAACCUGUUACUUCUUUACCUACAUAGCCUGAAGUUCAUCGCUGGUCACAGAAAAAGACUCAUUAGCUUGAUAAUCAUCAACUUGGCUUUAGCUCAUACCCUGAUGAUUAUUUUCAGAGGGAUCCCCAUAGUAAUAGUCACUUGGGGAUGGAGAGCUUUUCUAGAUGACAUGAUGGAAAAAAUCUUACUUUACCUCAUAAGAGUGACCCGGGGAGUUUCCCUCAGCACCACCUGCCUCCUGAGUGUCUUCCAGGCCAUCACCAUCAGUCCUAACAGCCUCAUGUGGGCAGGGAUCAAAACUGGGACCUACAAAUAUAUUGUUCCCUGCACUUUAUUCUGUGGGAUUUUCAAUAUUCCAAUAGAUGUCAUAGUAGCUGCAAACAUAAGUGAUACAAGGAACAGCAGUAAUGAAAGAUGGAGGAUUGCGCAUAGCUCUUUUAACUUUCAUGCCAUAAAUAUCAUAAAAAUUGUAAUCUCAAACUCAGUUGUUGAUGCUCUGUUUGUGGGUCUCAUGAUCUGCUCCAGUGGCUACAUGGUGUUUGUCCUGCACAGACACAGCCAGCAAGUCCAACACAUUCACAGCGUCAGCCUCUCCCCCAGACACUCCCCUGAGAUCAGAGCCACCAAAGCCAUCCUGAUGCUGGUCAUCACCUUUGUCUGCUUUAACUCAGCCAGUUCCCCUUUCGUCAUUUAUAUAGCUUCUACUAAAGCAACUAGGUACUGGGGGAUGCGUUUCACUGUUGUCUCUCUCUGUUUUAUCCAAUAG
Messenger RNA from Vombatus ursinus (common wombat), 831 nucleotides. Its product is annotated as vomeronasal type-1 receptor 3-like. Gene Ontology annotation, molecular function: pheromone receptor activity. The record is from RefSeq and is a predicted model, not a curated record. Gene Ontology annotation, cellular component: membrane. Gene Ontology annotation, biological process: G protein-coupled receptor signaling pathway. NCBI's taxonomy places the organism in Eukaryota, Metazoa, Chordata, Mammalia, Diprotodontia, Vombatidae.